This is a messenger RNA of Bradysia coprophila, 1176 nucleotides long. RefSeq names its product U5 small nuclear ribonucleoprotein 40 kDa protein. Gene Ontology annotation, molecular function: protein binding; RNA binding. Gene Ontology annotation, cellular component: catalytic step 2 spliceosome. NCBI's taxonomy places the organism in Eukaryota, Metazoa, Arthropoda, Insecta, Diptera, Sciaridae. The record is from RefSeq and is a predicted model, not a curated record.
ACGUCAGUUGACAUUUCCAUUGAUUUAGCUGUGGUUGUUUGCAUACUAAACGUUUUCCUGACUUACCGUUUUCAAUAAAAACAAUUAAACCAUGGCGUACAAACGCCCAUCCGAUAGUUUAGUUGCUAUUCCCGACAUAAAACGGAGUAAAAAUGAAAUCGCUGCCUACACAAACAAAGACAAACAGCUCCUGGAAGUGGGAGUACAACGUACAUCUGGUUUGUUGGGUCCGAUCAUGCUUCUGGAAGGACACCAGGGCGAAGUGUUUUCUUGUGAAUUUCAUCCGGAAGGUCAACACCUUGUGUCUACCGGCUUCGAUCGACAGAUUUACAUCUGGAAUGUGUACGGUGAAUGUGAGAAUAUAAGCGUAAUGUCUGGCCACACCGGAUCCAUUCAAGAAAUCCAUUUCUCUCCUGACGGCGCAAGUUUGUACACCUGUUCAACGGACAAAAACCUAUCGAUCUGGGACGUACAAACAUCGCAACGAAUCCGCAAACUAAAGGGUCACAACGGCUUCGUGAACUCAUGCCAAGGUUCCCGACGCGGCAUGCAAAUGCUGGUCUCCGGAUCCGAUGAUAAUUCCAUCAAAAUCUGGGAUUCACGGAAGAGAUAUGCGGUCAAUACAUUGGACAAUACGUAUCAGGUGACAGCGGUCUCGUUCAACGACACCACCGAAUGUGUCAUCACCGGUGGCAUCGACAAUGACAUUAAAGUGUGGGAUAUGCGUAAGAACGAGGUUCUUUAUCGUUUACGCGGACACAUUGACACAGUGACGGGUAUUGCACUAUCGCCGGAUGGUUCAUAUGUUCUGUCGAAUUCAAUGGACAAUACGCUGAGGAUUUGGGAUAUUCGAGCUUAUGCACCGACUGAGCGUUGUGUGAAAAUAUUCACCGGACAUCAGCACAAUUUUGAGAAGAAUUUACUGAGAUGUGCAUGGUCUCCAGAUGGAUCGAAAAUCACAGCUGGUUCAUCGGAUCGUUUUGUGUACAUUUGGGAUACGACAUCGAGACGCGUUUUGUACAAACUACCCGGUCACAAUGGCAGCGUGAACGACGUAGAUUUCCAUCCUAAGGAACCAGUCAUUCUAUCCGGAUCAAGUGAUAAAAGUUUGUACCUGGGCGAAGUGGAGAGUUCAUAAGAAAAUAAACGAAAAGAGAUUUGGAAAGAGAAAAAAAA